UUUUUAACCCUCAAAGAAUAAGAAACAAGUUGAUUGAAAAUACGGAGUGUUUUUGGUCAUAAGUGCUUUUUAUUUAAUUUAAAAAAAGUUGCGAUUAUUAUUUGUGUCUUAGACACACAAAUAAAUCGCCAAAAUGGUACGGCACAACAAUCAGCUGCCAGAUAAUCUGCCACAGUUGCAGAAUCUCAUAAAACGUGACCCAGAGUCUUACAAGGAGGAGUUCUCUCAACAAUAUCGUCAUUUCUUGAGUAGCUUAGAAGUUUUCGAGCUAAAUCCCAGCAAUGAGAAUAAAAGUCUCGAUGAACUGGUCAUGUUCAUUGGACAGGUCGCUCAAUGUUAUCCCGAUGUGUGCCUCCAAUUUCCUCAACAUUUGGUUGAUUUGUUGAAAAAUCAUGCCACAACUCUGGAUCCAACUAUGCGCAAUUGUUUUGUGAAGGCUUUGAUUCUGCUGCGAAACAAAAAUCUUAUCCCAGCUUUGGACUUGCUUGAGCUCUUCUUUCAACUGCUUCGGUGCCCGGAUAAGAAUUUGAGAACAUUUCUUCAGAAUCACAUCAUCACCGACAUAAAGAACAUGAACGCCAAACACAAGGACAUGAAAUUGAAUUCGACUCUACAAAACUUCAUGUAUUCCAUGCUGAAAGACACAAACCCUAGAGCCGCGAAGAUGUCUGUAGACAUCAUGAUUGAAUUGUAUAAGAAAAACAUUUGGAACGACCCCAAAACAGUUAACGUUAUUGCAACAGUUGGGUGUUUUUCUAAGAUCACUAAGGUCCAAGUUGCCUCAUUGAAAUUCUUCCUCGGUCAUGACGAAGAAGGCAAAGACUCUGAUGAAUCAGACAGCGAGAAUGAUGUGGAUCUAAAAAGUGCCCUGAUGGUUAAUCGUGUCAACAAAAAGACCAAAAAACGUAAGAAGCAAUUGGAGCAGGUCAAGAAACAGGUGGUAAAAGCCUCGAAGAAGAAGAAGAACGCCGAGCCAUUUAACUUUUCUGGGAUUCAUUAUCUCCACAAUCCCCAAGGAUUUGCCGAAGGUCUUUUCAAACAACUUCAAUCGGGAAAUGAACGUUUCGAAGUUAAACUGAUGCAUCUUGAUGUUAUAUCGCGUCUCAUUGGAAUCCAUGAUUUGUUCCUUUUCAAUUUCUAUCCCUAUAUUACGAGAUUCUUGCAACCACAUCAGAGGCAAGUGACGAGAAUUCUUCAGUUUGCAGCUCAGGCUUCACAUGAAUUGGUGCCGGGUGAUGUUUUGGAGCCAGUUCUCAAGACAAUCGCGAACAAUUUCAUAACCGAGAGGAAUUCCAGUGAUGUGAUGGCUAUUGGGCUGAACGCAACUCGUGAGAUAUGUGCUAGAUGCCCUCUGGCGAUGGGAGAGGAGCUGCUCAGAGAUCUGGCGAUGUACAAGGCCUACAAGGAGAAAUCAGUGAUGAUGGCAGCCAAAUCACUCAUCAUGUUGUACAGAGAGCAGUUGCCAGCGUUGUUGCAUAAGAAGGAUCGUGGUCGACAGACUGAGGCUCAAGCUGAGCGAAAGAUCAAAGAGUACGGAGAGGUGCAAGCACAUGAGAGCAUUCCUGGAGCAGAGGUUCUGUUGAAGAAGUCCAAGACAAUCGAUUUGGGCGACGAUGAUGACGAGGAAUCCGAUUCAAAUGAUGGUCAGUGGGUGGAUGUGUCCGAUAGCGAGGGAGGACCUAUGUCGGAUAACGACAAUGACGAAGAUGUCGAUGAAAGUGACGAAGAUGAGGAUGAUGAUGAAGACGAAGAAGAGGAUGAUUCCGAAGAAGAUGAAGAGGAGUCUGAGGAUGAAAGUGACAAUGAUGCAGAAGAAGAAGACGAAGAGGAGGAAGAAAACAUAGCCACUUCAAAGAAAUCCAAAACAACCACAAGUCAGCCCAAGAAAAAGGAACCUAAAGAAAAGAAACAAAAACUCCCCAAGGAAGUCAAGCUCCUGAAUGAAAAAGAAGCCGCCCAAGAACUUGCUCUGACCCGAAUCUUCACCGACGAAGACUUUAAACGUAUUGACAUGGCUAACAUUAAAAAGGCCGUCACAAAUAGCCGCAAACGACCACUAGAAAAGGACAGAGCCGAGUUUGUUAAACUUGAUAACAUUGAAAUGAUUUACAAGAAGCGAAAGCACGACAAGGACUCCCGUAUGGAGACAGUCCAAGAGGGACGCAAAGAUCGUGAGAAGUUUGGCUACAAAGACAAUCGCAAGAAUGAAAAUUGUUCAACGACAAAUCGAGAGAAACGCAAGGGCAAGAACUUCAUCAUGAUGAGGCACAAGGCUCGUGGUAAGGUCAAGAAGAGUUUCAAGGACAAACAAAAGGCGCUCAGGAAUCAUCUGCUUAAGCAAAAGAAAAUGAAGUAGAUUGUGGCAGACUUUUUGUAUGUUUAGGAGUAAAUUAGUUUUAAAAAAUAAAAAUUACUAUUUUAUUUUUAAA
This is a messenger RNA of Eupeodes corollae, 2429 nucleotides long. It is a transcript of the gene Mys45A, whose product is annotated as protein SDA1 homolog. Bases 134 to 2356 code for a protein of 740 amino acids. Gene Ontology annotation, cellular component: nucleolus. Gene Ontology annotation, biological process: ribosomal large subunit export from nucleus; ribosomal large subunit biogenesis. The record is from RefSeq and is a predicted model, not a curated record. The transcript is spliced from 3 exons. Lineage: Eukaryota; Metazoa; Arthropoda; Insecta; Diptera; Syrphidae.